AUGGCUCCUAAGGUCUGCGUGAACAAGCUGAAGAAGGAAAUGAGAGCAUUCCUGGCCGAUCCUCCUCCUCACGUUCCAGCAGUGCACGUGAAUGAGAAAAAUAUGCUCGAAUGGCACUACCUCAUCGAGGGACCACCGGACACGCCCUAUGCUGGAGGCAUGUACAUAGGAAAACUAAGAUUCCCGCCGGAGUACCCCUUCAAACCCCCGGCCAUUAUGAUGCUGACGCCCAAUGGCCGCUUUGAGACAAACACACGCAUCUGCAUGUCCAUGUCGGACUACCACCCAGAGACUUGGAACCCCUUAUGGAGCGUGGCAUCCAUACUCACAGGGCUCCUGUCCUUUAUGCUGGAAGACACGGUCACAGCCGGCUACAUGCAGACAACGGAUGAGCAGAAGAAGCAGCUGGCGAGCGAAUCAGUGGCGUGGGUGUUACGCAACAAGCAGCUGGCACAGAUGUUUCCACAGCUGCAGCCGGUAGCAGAGCAGGGCCCAAGCGCAUAUGCUCCUGCCACCCCACCAGAAGAUGGCGACCCAGAUGCUUCUUGUGCCAGUCAAGAUGCUGGUGUUGCGUUGGAAAAUCUCAGCUUGGACGACGGGCGCGAUGAGCAGCCCAAGCAGCCCUCCAAAGCAAAGCAGCCCAAAGCAAAGCAGCGAGGCAGGAGGAACUGACUCUGCAAAUCGCACCCAAGUGUCAUAUUUCUUUUUCCGCAUACAAGUACUAUCCAGGUGCAUGUGUUAUCUCGUGCUGCUUCAAGCCGCACCAAGAGCAGGAGAAGAGAUAACAAGCUCACUUCUGCCCGGUAGAGUCCAGUUUUGCGGAGGCGACACUUGGGCUGGCGGCCCCGGCAAUGCAAAGGCAACCACAACUUUACACCUAGAUGCAGUCGGCAUUAACCCCGUGAGACGGCCUGCCAGCGCUGGCUAGCAAUACUAUAAUAUAUAGUAUAGAUCUUGCAAUUGCUAGCUGUCCCAGAAUAUUUGAACCGCCAUAAUAGUCACUCCGAUGUACAGCAUCACAGUGAUGCUGUACACUGGGUACACUGAAAGUAAAAUGUAAAUUGUAGCUGAUGUUU
This is a messenger RNA of Coccomyxa subellipsoidea C-169, 1076 nucleotides long. Its product is annotated as UBC-like protein. The record is from RefSeq and is a predicted model, not a curated record. The coding region runs from base 1 to 672 and encodes 223 amino acids. The transcript has 7 exons. Lineage: Eukaryota; Viridiplantae; Chlorophyta; Trebouxiophyceae; Coccomyxaceae.